This is a messenger RNA of Nannospalax galili (Upper Galilee mountains blind mole rat), 1347 nucleotides long. It is a transcript of the gene Cldn14, whose product is annotated as claudin 14. Lineage: Eukaryota; Metazoa; Chordata; Mammalia; Rodentia; Spalacidae. Gene Ontology annotation, biological process: cell adhesion; bicellular tight junction assembly. Bases 359 to 1078 code for a protein of 239 amino acids. Gene Ontology annotation, molecular function: structural molecule activity. The transcript is spliced from 2 exons. The record is from RefSeq and is a predicted model, not a curated record. Gene Ontology annotation, cellular component: bicellular tight junction; plasma membrane.
UCUUGAAUGUCCGCCUCAGCAGGGCCACCUCAUGUGGUACACCAGAUAGUUAAUCUUCUAACCAAAGGGCACACGUGCCCACGCAAGCCAUUCUCAGGGACCAUGGUAAUUGACUGGGCAAUAGUCCCUCAAACACCCUAGCCCGGAAGCUUCCAGUUGGUGGAGGAAGAGAGGCAGGCGGGCCUCAGUGUCCCUCCUAGGUCCUUGUUGCCCAGGUGAGGUGGUGCCAGCUGUGUUCCAGAGCAUCGAGGUCAAUGGGACACAAGGCAUUCUGCAUGCCUCCUGCCCGCACCUGAGGAGCAGCUCCAUCCCUGGGGACCUGGGCACUGCCUGGCAGGGCUAGCAGAAGCCUUUGGCCAUGGCCAGCACAGCGGUUCAACUCCUGGGCUUCCUGCUCAGCUUCCUGGGCAUGGUGGGCACGCUCAUCACUACCAUCCUGCCACACUGGCGGAGGACAGCCCACGUGGGUACCAACAUCCUGACGGCCGUGUCCUACCUGAAGGGGCUGUGGAUGGAGUGCGUGUGGCACAGCACCGGCAUCUACCAAUGUCAGAUCUACCGCUCCUUGCUGGCACUGCCCCGUGACCUGCAGGCGGCCCGGGCUCUCAUGGUCAUCUCCUGCCUACUGUCCGGCGUGGCCUGUGCCUGCGCAGUGGUGGGCAUGAAGUGCACCCGCUGUGCCAAGGGCACACCAGCCAAGACCACCUUUGCAGUGCUGGGGGGUGCGCUUUUCCUGCUGGCCGGCCUCCUCUGCAUGGUGGCUGUGUCCUGGACCACCAACGACGUGGUGCAGAAUUUCUACAAUCCGCUGCUGCCCAGUGGCAUGAAGUUUGAGAUCGGACAGGCCCUGUACCUGGGCUUCAUCUCCUCGUCCCUGUCACUCAUCGGUGGCACCUUACUCUGCCUGUCCUGCCAGGAUGAAGCCCCCUACAGGCCCUACCAGGCCCCACCCAGAGCUGCCAUGACCACCGGGGUCACCGCCCCCGCCUACCGCCCACCAGCAGCUUACAAGGACAACCGGGCACCCUCGGUGACCUCAGCCUCGCAUAGUGGGUACAGGCUAAACGACUACGUGUGAGUCCCUUCCCCAGGCCACUGCCCCGGCUGCUGAGCCCCGAGGGACCACUGAUGGCUGCUGGGCAGCUGGAGAGUUUUACUUCUGGGAUGUUUGCUAUCCUCUGAUUAAUGUGCAUGGAAGAAAUGCGCCCAGAACACAUGGAAGGAGGGACUCCAGGAGGAGAAAGCUCUGUAUACCAAAGGCUUUUUUAAAGUGCUGUUUUGUAUUUAUUAUAUGUAUUUAUGCAGGUGAUUUAAUAAGAUCUCAAUAAAAAAUGAGCUGGGAGCUUG